AUGUCUGCGGCCGUACAGGCAGCUGGCUCCGAGCCCGUCGCCUUUUUGUCGCUUCCGCCUGAGAUCCUCCAGCAGAUAUUUCUCUCCUCAACCACGCCGAGCUUCUUCCAACUCAUCCAGGUCAAUAGUAAACUGUUUACCCUUGCAUCUCAAAGCAGGCAGGUCCUUCUGUACCACUUAGGCCAAGUUCCUGGGCCCAAGCUUGGACUUGACUCGCUCUUAAUUCCCCCAUACGACCUGUUCCUGAUCUUUCGCCAGCGCGCCGCAGCGCACCUUUUCGGCGCGAACUUGAGGGCAGAUUGCCGCAAUCUUAGAUUUGCCAACCGUGGAGGUUUGCAGUCUCGAGCGUCCUGUAUUGCACAGGGGUCGGAUGGAUGGAGCGAAUUUUCACUGGUUCUCAAGAACAGUCUUAGCGUCCGCUUGUAUAGCCAUAUGGGACAAGCUUGCGACCGGAUCGAAUCACCAUAUGCCGAUGGUCAAGCAAAGAUUGUCCAGGUCACGUAUCAGGGGUCCAACAUUUCAGUCUUGUACGCAUGGACACCGCCUGAGCAAGAUCCAGCCGACGCUCUGACAACUCAGAAGCCCACUUUGAAAAGAACCCCCAGCCAAAUUCUAGGAGGCGAAUGUGUCGAUCACGACCAAGUCGAUGAUUCUGUGCCCGGUUAUGUUCGCUAUCAUCUCCUCCACUACAACGUGCACACCAACGACCCGCCUGUCUUCUUUACCAUCCCAACGCACAGAUCUCUCCGUGACAGGAUCCUAGUCCCCGUUCACUUGGCUGUCUACAACCGUUUCCUAUGUGCGAUACUAUGGGACCUUCCCGAUAGCAUUGCCCCUAGCGCUCAUGCUAGUGUCCUUCUGUAUAACACAGAGUGCCUCCCACGAAAUCAGCCUGGGACAUAUCACGCAACUGUCGUAUACCCUUUCGACCACGAUGCUAUGUGGAAGGAGGAUGCUGGCGAUCUCGUGAACGACAGCACCGGAGAAAGACUAUACACUCGUACGCGGCCGCACGAUGCCCGGCGUGACCGUGACUUACGAUCGGUACAUCUUGGGUUACGACCACGCUCCAUCGCCUUUUUCAGAGAAGGCGGCUGCCUAUUUCUCUACGCUCCGGGCUCCGUUACUCCAUACACGGCGUUGCUGGCGAACGACUCGAUCCGCCGCGAACUACGGCGUCGGCAUGAUAUUGUAUACUGGCCGCAUCGAUCUUGGACCACUUCGCCCCUCCAGUAUGCCCUCUCAGUCCGUCUCCGCCAGGUCAAUGCGACAACCAUCCAAGGACUGCGCUUCACACUCGGCUUGCCCUUCUUUUCACGGCACGAAACCUUUUCUAGCCCAGCCUCGCAAGAAGCCAAUAAUGAUCAUACGCAACCCGAACCCGAAUGUCUCACAAACAUGCUGUGCCUGGGCACCACUACGCUCCCGGCGCCGAAAACUCUAGAGUACGAUACUGCCAGCAGAGAUGUUGAUGGACCUACUAUCCUGACCAUCGUCCAAAUCAGGAGCCGCAGACCGUACUGGCUCUGCCGCCACACUGAAGUACGUGACCAUCUGCCCGACUUGCCUGCUCCUCCAACGCGGAGAGCGAGGGAUUCUAAGACACUAGAUCCCGACGCACUCGACGAUCUGGCCGACGCCGUGUUUACGCGCGCCCAAGAGGAAGAGGAUGAGCAGGACGUCAUAGGCAGCGGUGUAGAUAGAAACACAGAUGGCCUGGAGGUUCGUGUUGUCGCGCGACUGUGGGGGUGGCGCCCGCAAUCCACCACCUUGACGGGUGUGGAUACCGUGAGCGUCUCACCGAGGGGAGACCGCAUCGCCGUCGCGCAGUGGGACCGGGUUCUGGUCUACGCCCUCGACCCUGGCCCGUUGUGCGACGACCUCGACGACGAUGACCAGUCGUCUGCGUCGGAUACUGGAGGCAAUCUGGAUCCCGCCGAAAAUGUCCAAGCCGCGACUACACAGGUUGGGGCUGGAGCCGGUGACGUUGUUCUUGCCGCGGAUCCUGACGACGCAGACACCCAGACGACACCGACACCACCCUCGUCGCUGCAACAGGCGACGCAAAGUUCCCCGCAAAGCCCAACUGCAAAGACGUCUGCCCACGCCUCCGCGACGUUCCCGGUCGCGGCUGGGUUUGCGAGUUUCUACCCGCAUGUAGAUGACCCCUUUUUCGGCCGUCUUGUCGAAUUACGGCCUGUCGUGCUGAAGAUGGAUGAAGGUGCUAUCGUCCACCGCAUUGCAUGGGCAGAGGCCGCAAGCUACGACGAACAGCAGGAAUCUGGAGCAGACCUGGAUCGGUGCGAAGAGGGUCCACAGAGCACUACGGAAGACGGCAGGGGAGCGGAGACAGACAACCAGGACAUGGCCAUUCCUACUGAGGCCAGUAUUGGUCGAGCAAAGACUAUCAAGACACCGAAUGAAGACGACGCCAGGCAGGUCGAUAUCUGCCAGACAUCUAGCGAUCUUCAGCCACAGAAUUCGUGGAAUGAUUCUCCCAAAGUGGACGUCAGAGACCCCGACGACCCAGUGCACAGUGAAGUCCCCAGAAAUUGCACGCCACUACCAUCCCCACACGUCCAUACGGGAAGAAUGCUAACACAGGCCCCCUCUUCAAACAUGGCGUUGAAUAGUCAGGCCAGUGUUGCCACAUCCAAGCCGCUCGAACCUGACAUUCUACCAAGAAAAACCGGCGUAGAUAAUUCCCUGUCAACGAGCGCCGCAGACAUAGUAAAUCUAUGCCUUGAAGGCAAGGGGCAAGACUCAACUGAGCCUAGCGACGAGAAUGUGGGACGGAUGUCUCUGAGCGAGCCGAGUCAAGAAGGGAAGCCAGUCGCAUCCUGCGCAACGCCCAACGAAAAGACUGGGUCGAUAGAGUCGCAAGACAAGCCAGCAUUCAAGAUGAAACGGAAGCGGCCUGCUUGGAACGAGUUGAUGGUGCUAACAGAUCAGGGAGUCCAGAGCUGGAAUCUCGGCAUGUGGGGAAGAGGGAAGCGCAUCCGUCGUGAGCUUGACGAAAUUGACGUAUUGCAAUAG
Molecule: messenger RNA, 3036 nt
Organism: Capronia epimyces CBS 606.96
Lineage: Eukaryota; Fungi; Ascomycota; Eurotiomycetes; Chaetothyriales; Herpotrichiellaceae
Exons: 1
Coding region: 1-3036 (1011 amino acids)
Molecular function (GO): protein binding
Source: RefSeq, a predicted model, not a curated record